AUUGUCCUGACCGUAUAUACACAUGUAUACCACUCCGGUCACGACCACAAAAAGGCAGCGCAAGAACCAAUUAGACGUUUCCAUCUGGCAUCUAGCUGAACAACUCGUGCCUUAAAACGAAACUACCAGCAAUCAAUAACAGAUAUUUUUAAGAGAGGAAAUCAGAACAAGCACCCAAUAAUAGUAGAUUGCGAACUGUGCACGGAUCUCUCUAACGCGGAGCGACUUUUCUAAUGUAUCAACAUGACCGCCAUAGAGGGUGAGCCUGUGUUUGGAUCCGGAGAAGACUGCAAGCCAGCAUGGACAGACGCCCCGGCGGACUACGAUACGACGGACGAGCACCUGUCAAUCAUGGGGAAACCCGUCAUGGAACGGUGGCAGACGCCUUACAUGCACAAACUGGCUAAAGUCGCCAGCUGCAACGGUGGCCGUGUCCUUGAAAUCGGAUUUGGCAUGGCCAUUGCCAGCAGCGAGAUUCAGCGGCACAAAAUCGAUGAACACUGGAUCAUUGAAUGUAACGACGGUGUGUUCAAGAGACUACAACAGUGGGUCAGGGAACAGAAGCACAAGAUUUUCCCAAUAAAGGGCAUGUGGCAGGAUGUUGUCCCAACUCUACCCGAUGGACAUUUUGAUGGCAUUUUGUACGACACGUACCCCCUGUCUGAGGCGGAGUGGCACACCCACCAGUUUGACUUCAUCGGGAAGCACGCCUGCCGGUUACUGAAGCCAGGCGGAGUUCUGACCUACUGUAACCUAACUUCAUGGGGUGAACUACUAGAAAACAAGUACGACAACAUUGAAACCAUGUUUAAAGAGACCCAGAUCCCUUACCUUGAGAAAGCAGGUUUCCAGAAAAAGAACAUCUCAUGGGAGGUCAUCUCUAACCAGCCGCCAAAAGACUCACGAAAGUACAAGUUCCCACUUAUGCUUGCACCUAAGUGUAUUAAGACUUAAAAAACAAAAUCAUAUCAUAGCCUUAAGUUUGUUUCUGUUCGUAAUAGAAAGACUUAGAAAACCAAAUUAGUUCAUAGCCUUUGUUUUAAGCUCGUAAUAGAAGCAUUUCUAAAUCAUUGGGACCUUUAUUUCUUUUACGUCUGAUACAUGGUAUGGUUACGAAAAACAUGUUUUCCUUUCAUUGUUGCAAAUGCUUUCAAUCAAAUGCUUUGAUGAUUCUGGUCAUCUUUUUAUUUUUUCUGUUCGUGUCAGGUGUAAUGUCUUGUAGCGUAAAAGAAGGUGUAAUGUCUUGUAGCGUAAAAGAACAUUAUGAUUUGAUAAUAUGUAUGAAAACCGCUCUUGCAUCGAUAUCAAGCAUACCGUAAAUCAUCCAAAGUACCUGGAAAAAAAACUUUUUUUUCAUUUUCCCGCGCUCGCAUCAGUUUAUAGGUUCCCAGAAGAUGAUUUUCAUAUAAUCAAAUCAAGAUAGCAUAAUAUUGAAAACUUGGAAGGCAUGUUAUACUAGUGAACACGCUCGAGUAUGGUAAUGACCAAUCGCCGACGUGGCGAGAAUUGUUUGCAUUUAAGAAUUCUGUAGUAGCCGUGUUAACGUAAAGCCGAUACACAUUCAGCCAAAUACAUCUUAAACUUGGUCCGCAUUAGUUUGUUUCUGAAGGCAAAAUUCUUUGUACACAACCAAGUGCUUUAUUAAAAUAUGUUUCAGUUACCACCUGACACCUUUAUCUCUGUUCCAAACAUUAAGUAUCUAUAUAAAUAAAUAUAUAGUCAAUGUUAGAUAACAAUGAAAAAUUAACGGUAGAAUUAUAUAUGUCAAA
This is a messenger RNA of Branchiostoma floridae (Florida lancelet), 1769 nucleotides long. RefSeq names its product guanidinoacetate N-methyltransferase A-like. NCBI's taxonomy places the organism in Eukaryota, Metazoa, Chordata, Leptocardii, Amphioxiformes, Branchiostomatidae. Gene Ontology annotation, molecular function: guanidinoacetate N-methyltransferase activity. Bases 244 to 954 code for a protein of 236 amino acids. The transcript has 5 exons. The record is from RefSeq and is a predicted model, not a curated record. Gene Ontology annotation, biological process: creatine biosynthetic process. Gene Ontology annotation, cellular component: cytoplasm; nucleus.